Cyprinus carpio (common carp) is the source of this 1270-nucleotide messenger RNA. Its product is annotated as small VCP/p97-interacting protein. Lineage: Eukaryota; Metazoa; Chordata; Actinopteri; Cypriniformes; Cyprinidae. Gene Ontology annotation, biological process: positive regulation of autophagy; negative regulation of VCP-NPL4-UFD1 AAA ATPase complex assembly; negative regulation of retrograde protein transport, ER to cytosol. Gene Ontology annotation, cellular component: endoplasmic reticulum membrane. The record is from RefSeq and is a predicted model, not a curated record.
UUGAGCUUCUAACAGAGCUGCUGCUACACUGUCAGCUGGAGUAAUACAUCAUAUUGAUACAGCAAACCUGACACAAAUGUCGCGAGGCGUGAGAAAGAGGUCCGCUGAGGGUUACAUUCGUCUGUUAGUGUGGUAAAGAUUAUUUAGCGGUAGCAGGAUAAAGUGGCUCAGAACUGCUUUGUUUACAUCGCUAGUUCAGUUCAAGCAGCUUUCAUAGAGGCUUCAUAGCAGCAUAUAAACGCUGUUAGACUGUUAGAGACAUCAUCUCAGCGGCCUCGCGCUUCAUAGGUGCUCAACUUCACUCUCAUUUGGUCCCGUGCUUCAUUAAACGUCAGUAUGGGGAUGUGUUUGUCCUGUCUGAGUGGAGCUGGGGAUGAUGUCACACCAGACCCCGAGACGAGGAGAAGACAGCUAGCGGAGGCUGCAGAGAAGAGACAGAAAGAGACCACCUGCAGAGGUAUCAAAAACCCAGAAGCCUUGGAGAGGAAAAAGAAGAAACAAGAAGAGACAGAGAAACAGACCAUGAACUCUGGACCUUCUGGAGGCGGUGGGCUAAAGUGGCAGGUUGGCUAACACAGGCACAACCUUCAUCCGCACUGAUUCUUAAAACUCUUCAUUCUUUCGGUUCUUAUUUUGAAGUGUACACUAGCCAGGGGAGUUUGCAUAGAGACUAGAAUUUUUUUGCCAAGCUCCUGCACAAAACUCCUCAGAGUGAUUGGCCAGAGUGCAUUCAGGCCACACCCCUUUAAAUGCCAAGAUGGGCAAGCUAGUGGGUUUUUGGGACUUUAGCAUCAUUCAUGCAUCAUUUCAGACAUGCAGCUUUGUACCGAUGUGCUUUCUAUUUUUAACAUUAAUGGAAUCCUCAAAUCUGAAGAUCUGAAUGUCAUUUUAAUACACAUUUAUACAACUGAAAAGCAUCUUUUAUAUUGGAUUUUGGAUAAUACAUAUUUAGUCAUUUAUAUUUAUGCAUCAGUUACUAGUGCAUUUUGCGAUUGGUCAGGACUUGAAGUAUAAUAAUAAUGUGUAUUAUGUCAGUUAGCACUUUCACUGCCUGUUGAUUGUACGACUUGCUGUUCUUAUGAACCAAAUUGAAUGUGCAUCACUUUUCUCACUUGAGCUAUAGUGGGUAGUGUGGAAUAUAUUGUAUCUAUAGAAACUCAUCAUAUUGCCUUUAAUGCAUUUCUUUUGUUAUGCUUAUGAGUUGUUACCUCGGUCUACAGCAACUCACUCAAUGCUUGUGGCAGGGAAACAAAUAAACAACUGAGACAUC